ACCUCGAAUCCUCAGGCACCAGCCCAUCCGGAAACAAGUGAGCGGCAUCUCACAUAAUCCAUCCGCUCCUUCCCAGGAAACCAAAAAGCGAAGGAGAUCACCUCGACACGGCACUUCUAAAUAACAAAUGCAUCAAAACAAAAGUGAAAUCAACAAGUAAAAAGCAGACAGACACCAUGGCCUUGGGAUCCGAGGACGGGUCGUCAAACGGGCCCCAGCAACCCUUCGCCUACGUGCUGAUCCCCAUUCUCGGCUUCGGCGUGAUAGUCACUGUAUUGACCUGCUACAAAUACAAGCGGAGGAAGCGACGUCUAGCGCGAAUGGUAGCCGAAGACCCGACGCUUGGGCGCGAUCCCGAGACGGGGCGCACGCGACUGGACAGGCGUGAACCAAACGGAACCGUGACAGGGAGGAGAAGGGCAGGCCGACGUCUAGGCUUAGGUGUCGGCAGCAGGGAGGAAGGGCUGAACGAGCUAGGGGAAGCACCGCCCGCGUACACGCCAAAUGCGCCCAAGCCGCCGUCUGAGACGGGAGGUAUUGAGUUGAUGACGUACUCACAGGCUACGGCUGAAAUUGGUACGAGCCGGAGCCCGCCUGGCUAUGCCGACGAGUCGCGCACCGGGCCAGCAAUAGGGUCAACGAGUGCUAGUGCUGGUGGUCCAAGCGAUUCUGCUAGGAUAAGCCAGGAAAUGCGAAGAGACGUCCCGACAGGGACAACGGCCAGUGGUGCUGGUGAAACCAUGAGAUUAAGUGAGGAAAUGAGGAGAGGCAACCUAGGAAAUACGCCAGCAAGUGGCGCGGGUGACACUGCAAGAGUCAACGAAGAGACGAGGACGGAUACUCCAGAAAAUGCAACUGCAGUCGGCAGCGCAAGCGAAACUGUAGGAUUCAGAGAAGAUGCGAGGAGAAAUCCUCCUCUAACGACAAGUGGUGCAAGCGAGCCUACAAGGUCGAGCGAAGGGAUAGACGGAGGCGCCACAGCUCGGUCAACGGGGACGAGCAACGAUAAUGUUAAUGAAAUGACAACAGCAAGCGAGGGGGGUAUUACAGAAAAUACAACGGGAACGACAACAACAGCGAUGAACGCAACAACCACCACGCCAUCAACAACGGAUGAACCCGCACCACCUCCCAAGGCGGUAUUACCACCAUCUUCGGGUUGAAAAAUUGCAGAAAGCCUUGAUCACGACUUACAUAACGAUUAAUUCAGAUGGGAAUGAUAAAAUACUAAGUUUAUUCAGACGAGCAUACACAUGCGUAGUGUAUGACGCGGUAAGAACGCCGUUGGUGGGCAUGAGCUAUCAUAGCGUGACGUUUCAGGAUGAACCCGUUACCGUGCCGCAGGGUUGAUGUACAUACAUGUCUUAUAUAUAGGUAUAUACCCAUCUGGUCGUUGCUUUAUAUAUAAGGCAGUGUGACAAUGCGUGUGUUUGAGCAGAUACAUCCUUACGCGACUGAAUAAAUAAUUGUCUACCAUGCGCGCCCAUAUCUCAUGCUCCUCC
Molecule: messenger RNA, 1502 nt
Organism: Xylaria bambusicola
Lineage: Eukaryota; Fungi; Ascomycota; Sordariomycetes; Xylariales; Xylariaceae
Exons: 1
Coding region: 177-1163 (328 amino acids)
Source: RefSeq, a predicted model, not a curated record